AUGAGUUUCAAAGUGUAUAUCAACCAAGGCGAAUGGGACCAGAUCUGUGCCUGGGUUUUAAAACAUAAAGAUAUUCAAACUGGUGGAGAUCUGUUCGGAUUAUGGCUCGAUGAACAAACUGCUGUUGUUCAGUUUGUGCUUGGUCCUGGCAAUGAAUGUAGUAGGACUACCAUAUCAUUCUUUCAGGUAAAUUGUUAAUAUAACCGCUGUACAAUUAUAUGGAAUAGUCUACAAUUACGAAUCCUUCAAAACUUAGAAUUUACCUAUGCAAAAUUCUUACUGUGAUCACAGAAACUUUGAUAGUGUUGAUCCGGCUUAUUCCCUCAUGCAUGGUUAUACAAAGCAUCGAUUCCUCUAUAUAGUUCAUGCUAUGUCUUAUUAUGCCGUAUUUAUACAAAGAUGAACUACGUACGCAAGUUCGUCUGUGAACUAUGCAGAAUUUGCAGAGUCCAUGCAGAGAUGAAAUAUCAGACGAACUACCAUAUAUCUUUUCUUUAUAGCUAUUUAAAGUUCGAGAAGACGGAUAACCCGUCUCUUGUGUACUGUAUGAAAUGGGUUUUUUUUGAGGAAAUGUUUGAGGAAACUGAGUAAGUGUUAACACACGAGUCAAUUUCUCUCAAACAUUUCUUACAAAUCCUUCAAAACCUAGAAUUUACCCGUGCAAAAUUCCUACUGUGAUCACAGAAACUUUGAUAGUGUAAACCAGCCUUUAGUUAGUGAAUUUUCACAUCCGCAAACCAAGUUAAGGACUAUUGCCAGUGAAGGUCGCACUAUUCCAGCUAGUUGUCUUGUGUUUACAUAACAGAGGCAUGAUGUGUGUCUAGUGUAAAUGAUAUCAGGAGCUAUUUAAAAAAAUAAUUUUAGUUACCAAGUAUUUGUUAUUUAUUUAUUUAUUACAGGUAAACUACGUGAAGCUUUCCUCUUUCGAGUUCCUAACUUGAUUGCAAUUUUCCGCAUUACCUUUGCAAAUUUGAAAAACUCCCUUGCGGGAAUUCGCAGCGCUGUUAAGAGCCAAAUAAAUUUUCCUCAGUUCCUGUUAGAAGUUCUUAACUUCCUGUUACAACUUCAUAACUUCCUGUUCUGUUGUGUGCGUUGCAAUUGGCUAACAAAAAUAAUCCACCAAUGACAACGCUCAGAACAGAACAGGAAGUCAGGAAAUUAGAACAGGAAGUUAGGAAAAUUUGAAAGGAACUUUCUUUGAGUUGGAAUAUUGCAACGGCCGACAGGAAAAUUGCAAAUUCCCUCAAGGGAUUUGCAAAGAGUUUUUCAAAUUUGCAAAGCUAAUUAUGAAAAUUCCAAAUCAGUUAGGAACUCAAAAGAGGAACGCUUUACGUAGUUUACCUGUAAACCCCACACUUGUGAUUUUCGUUUCCUGAAGUACGUGAAUGAGUUAGGAAUAUUUAGAUGAGGGUAUACAGAUACUCAGAGCAUUCAACUUAUUUGCUCGUAUUCACAACCAUCAGAAGAAAAUCGCAAUAAAAAUCGCAGCAAAACGUGCCAUUAAGUUUUUAUUGCCUACUUCCAGGAUGUGGACUAUCUACGUGAAGCUGGAACGUACUUGACCAAACAUCAUGGCCUUUGCAAUGUGGGCCAGUGGCACUCUCAUCAUAAAAUAAACCUCUUCAAACCAAGUGUGGGAGAUGAGAAUACUGUAUGGAGCAAUAUGCCCAACUUGGGAUUGGAUAGAUAUAUUGUCUUUAUUGCAAAUAUACCUAACCAAGUGACAAUUAACAGCUUUUUGUUUCAAGUCAAGGAGGGCCAGGAACUUCCUGUUAAACAUGGGAAAUUUAAAGUUCUACAUGGAAACAGUCCUUUGCGUCUAAAUGAAAAGGUUUUGCAAAAUGUCCAUAGCGGGGCAGAGAGCUUUAAUCAGAUAACCAGGUUUGAAAAAGAAAUGAAGUAUAUACGAAACGAGGACGCGAUAGAAAAUCUCGAUAUUUCCAAUGAAAAUGAAACCAGCAGCUACACACUAGGAAAUAGAGUGCAACACGUUACAAGUGUUCCCACUGAAGAACAGAAACAUACGAAUCGUACGACUGGUAAAAAGACAACAAGUUACGCUGGAACUGUUCAAAACACAAGCAAAACAAUAAGACACGAGAUACAUCCGCAGCAUGUCCCAACGACAACGCCUUCACGUGACAACGAAGAACAGUUACGCAACACUGCCGAACGGAACACACCAUUGAGCGGGCAGCAAAAGGAAAAGAAGCCGGUCGUUAGGGUGACAAGCUCUGAAAUACCAUAUGAAAAAAGAACAGUCACACUAGAAAGAAAAAAUGACCAAAAACAAAAUUUGGGUGGUGCAGUUCCAAGUGAUGACAACCAAGGCAAUGCUCAUCAUGGUAACACCGACUUUGGCAGGGGUAGCAUGACUUCAACUACCCCUCGAACCGACCAACAAUUUCGCAGUGAUGCGAAUAAAGCUUUUAACUCUGCAGAAUCGAACUACGAGCUAAACACGAGAGCAACACAGACGGGACACAAUCCUGCAACACGUAACAAAUUUGAAACAAGAAAAAGAUACGUUGCAAGACAAGUAACACCUAUAGAUCAAGUUAACAAACAAGAUAUUUCAAAUCAACCAGGCUGGGUAUCGCUGGACCAACAAAAAAACUUGGAUCAAGUCAGCCAUGGAACCACAAAAGCGACGUCUGCCGGCCAGAAACGUGCACAAAGAACGGUUACAUAUAAUGGUGGCCACCAGACAGCAAUCAUACAUCAACUUGAUGUCCGUGGAGUCAGCUAUUAUGAUAAUGUUGAAAAGACAGAGCCAGCAGCAACACCUAUGGAUAUAGACGAAACUGAAACCACUAUUACAGGGCAUGACGUAAACAGGUCAGAUACGCCUUCAGGAACAAUAGAAAACAUUGCAAGUAAUGAUCAGGUUGCUGACUCGGAUGAUGAUGAGAUGCGUCUAUGUGGACUGUUUAAAAAUAGGAAAAUAAACGGCAGUGAUAAGUGAUAAACGUUUGCAAAUAUAAUGAAGGGCAAUGGGCUCUUUACGUAAUACUUAGUACAAUAAUAGCGUAUGAAGUCACGAUUCAGUAUAUAAGAAUGUUAUGUUUGUCUUUUCAUUGUUUUCAAACUGUUAGUGUUCGCCAUGGCAUACAGUCACUCAUUGGUUUGACAUAUUUCCAUUUACACUUGCAAUUUCUGCUGCAAUUUUCGUCUUCUGAUGGAUGUGAACGAGUGAUGAGUUAUGUCUCACUGAUCUACCCUCAUCUGAACAUUACUCGGAACAUUCAUAACUUAAUUGCUCGUUCACAUGCAUCAAAACAAGAAAUUCGCACUAGAAAAAAUUGCAAGUGUACACGGGCCUUAAGAACUUUAUGCAAAGGG
Molecule: messenger RNA, 3342 nt
Organism: Paramuricea clavata
Lineage: Eukaryota; Metazoa; Cnidaria; Anthozoa; Malacalcyonacea; Plexauridae
Source: the annotation of a GenBank genome assembly